Pseudophryne corroboree (corroboree frog) is the source of this 2354-nucleotide messenger RNA. RefSeq names its product X-linked inhibitor of apoptosis (gene XIAP). The coding region runs from base 228 to 1826 and encodes 532 amino acids. Gene Ontology annotation, biological process: positive regulation of protein ubiquitination; positive regulation of canonical Wnt signaling pathway; negative regulation of apoptotic process. Lineage: Eukaryota; Metazoa; Chordata; Amphibia; Anura; Myobatrachidae. The record is from RefSeq and is a predicted model, not a curated record. Gene Ontology annotation, cellular component: nucleus; cytoplasm. The transcript has 7 exons. Gene Ontology annotation, molecular function: ubiquitin protein ligase activity; cysteine-type endopeptidase inhibitor activity involved in apoptotic process.
GCUCCCGUUUCCACGCACAGCGACGAGGCCGUGUCCUCCCAGCGGCGGCCCUGUAGGCAUUAGUGCAGUGGGAUUGGGGAGAGACCCACGAGUGUAACCCGCUGCUGUCAGUCAGGAAGCGCUGCAUUAGUGCCCCGUGAUGUGGGGGAAGUUCUGUCAGUGUUUCUCCGUUGUGCCCACUGCCCUGUCCCCGGUCUGCUGUAUUCCCCAGGGGAUGACACGGGAGUAUGACAUGUCACCUGGCAUGGAGGACUGCUGAUGGCUGCGGUCUGCGGGAAUUUGUAUGCUCAGUAAAGCGCCUUGUUGGAGAAAGAGCGCUGUAUAAACUGACAUCUGAAGAGGACAUGACAUGUAACUGUGCGAAAGCACCAGAUGCAGCUUAUGACACGGAGGUGGACAUGGACUACUCAGAGGAGUCCAAUCGAAUUGCAUCAUUUACUAAUUUCCCAAGUAGCUCUCCUGUCUCAGCUCCAGCCUUGGCUCGUGCUGGCUUCUAUUACACCGGAAUCAAAGACCUUGUAGAGUGCUUCAGCUGUAAAGCUAUGGUUGAAGGCUGGCAACAUGGAGACACCGCAAUUGGCAAGCACCGAAAAAUUUCCCCGAACUGCAGAUUCAUUAAUGCAUUUAAUUCGUCAAGUGGUUGUGUACAGACUCAAGCACCUAUGAGUCAGAAUACAGAUCCCUACCCAACAAAUGAAUUUAAUUGUGCAGCAAAUGAUUUUAAGUCCAGUUCUGAAAUACAGGCUGAUUUCUUGUUAAGGACAGGAAGAGUUGUUGAUCAAUCAGAACCAAAAUACCCUAGAUAUAUUAAUAUGUGCAGUGAGGAAGCACGUCUUAGGACCUUUACCAAUUGGCCAUGUUAUGUUCGUUUAACCCCAGAGCAGUUGGCAAGUGCCGGCCUUUAUUACACAGGCAUCAGUGACCAAGUUAAGUGUUUUUGUUGUGGAGGAAAACUAAUGAACUGGGAACCCAGCGAUGAUGCAUGGAUAGAACACCGCAAACAUUUUCCUGACUGUUUCUUUGUGUUGGGUCGGGAGGUUGGGAAUGUGACUUAUGAAUCCAAUAAUUUGCCCUGCAAUACACAAAGAAGUUCCGAAGUUCUUGAACAUCCAGCUAUGAGUCAGUACAAGGCGCGACUCGAGAGCUUUGCUAACUGUACCUAUCCACUCAACAAGGAGGCUCUUGCUAGAGCUGGAUUUUAUAGUACUGGAGAACAGGAUGCAACAAGAUGUUUUCAUUGUGGUGGGGAAUUAAAAGAUUGGAAAAUAAAAGAUGAUCCAUGGGAAUUACAUGCCAGGUGGUAUCCAGGAUGCAAAUUCCUAGUUGAUGAAAAAGGGCAACACUUUAUCAAUAAUAUUCAAUUAUCCAGACCUCUGUCAAACAGGCCGGCAGGUGCUGCUGACCAGAUACCACCCGCCCUGACACCAGCUGUUUUACCUGCAGACAGUGAAUUAACGAAGAACCCUUUGGUGAUUAAUGCACAGCAAAUGGGAUUUCAUCUGGAAGAAAUAAAGAAACUCAUGUUACAGAGGUUAAAAAACACAGGAGUAAAUUACACAUCAAUGGAGGUUUUCGUCUCCGAUUUAUUAUAUUCUCAGACUGAAAAUGGGGAUGCAAAGCAAAGAGAGAUCGAGAACAGCAUCGAGGAGAAAUUAAGAAAACUGGAAGAGGAAAAAAUCUGCAAAGUUUGCAUGGACAAAGCUGUGUCUAUUGUGUUUAUUCCUUGUGGCCACUUAGUGGUAUGCUCUGACUGCGCUGAGGCUCUUGAUAAAUGCCCCAUAUGUUGUACUAUUAUACACAGACGGCAAAAAAUUUUCAUGUCUUAAAGGACAGCUGUGAUGAAAAGGAAAAUAUAAUGUUAACUUAAUUAGCGUGAUUUACAAAUUCCUCCUCUACAUUAGUUUCUACUGUCCUAUCUCACUGACAUGUGCUGGGCAAUACCUAUUGCUAUUGGGGACAAGUGAAGUAAAUACAAAGACUACAGUACACCAGCAGAUCAGCUAUCCAUUCCCUCUAUAAUGGCAGUCAGAUAUACGGCUCAGUGAGGCAGAUCAGUAGAUUUUGGAUCUUAGAUUUUCUUUCUAGUUUUUUUGGUGAUGUUUGUCUUUUAAUCCAGUUUCUCAUCUAGUUUUGCUGCAGUUAAUUGUUAAAAUAAUUUUUAUUCAAAAUUUCUGGAAAUACUAAUGUAUAAGGUUUUUCUCACAAAUACGUCUGUCUCCUCACUAGACAUAAAAAAAUCAGUGCAAUUAGUCUUGUGAAGAAUGCUUCAUUUGUUCCUAAUAUGUGUACAGAUUAUUUACCUGGUGUAACCUUCACGUUAUUUAUAAAAUAUUAAAUGUAAUGCAUUAGUUACA